Messenger RNA from Impatiens glandulifera, 471 nucleotides. RefSeq names its product mediator of RNA polymerase II transcription subunit 10b-like. NCBI's taxonomy places the organism in Eukaryota, Viridiplantae, Streptophyta, Magnoliopsida, Ericales, Balsaminaceae. The transcript has a single exon. The coding region runs from base 1 to 471 and encodes 156 amino acids. The record is from RefSeq and is a predicted model, not a curated record. Gene Ontology annotation, cellular component: chromatin; mediator complex. Gene Ontology annotation, molecular function: transcription coregulator activity. Gene Ontology annotation, biological process: positive regulation of transcription by RNA polymerase II.
AUGGAUUCAUCAUCGCAGAAUCUGAAUCAUGUGAUCCAAUCCAUAGAGAAGACGCUUGUCCUCAUCCAUCAGCUCAACCUUACUGUCUCUUCUUUCAACAACGUUGCUUUUCAACUCCCUCUACUUGAGCAUCUAAAUUCUCUAGUUUUGGAACUUGAUAAUAUGACAAAAAUGUCGGAAAAAUGUAGCAUCCAGAUCCCGACAGAGAUCCUCAAUUUAAUUGACGAUGGGAAGAAUCCGGACGUGUUCACGAGGGAGAUCUUAAACAAUUGCAUUGCCAAAAACCAGAUAACUAAAGGUAAAACGGAUUCCAUUAAAGAACUCAGGAGGCAUCAUCUACAGGAACUUGAUCAAGCAUUUCCGGAUUAUGUGGAAGCCUAUAGAGAAAUUAGAAUAUCUGAGACUAAACGGCUUACCCAAGCACAGAAGAGCACAAUGCCUAAUGCUCAUGUAAAAGUGUCUGAGCCUUAA